Messenger RNA from Lentinula edodes (shiitake mushroom), 4773 nucleotides. RefSeq lists its product as uncharacterized. The transcript is spliced from 3 exons. Gene Ontology annotation, cellular component: nucleus. Lineage: Eukaryota; Fungi; Basidiomycota; Agaricomycetes; Agaricales; Omphalotaceae. Gene Ontology annotation, biological process: transcription by RNA polymerase II. Bases 77 to 4393 code for a protein of 1438 amino acids. The record is from RefSeq and is a predicted model, not a curated record.
GAACCUAGAAUCUUUCACUGAAUCUGUUGUCGUAGAUAUCUAGCAGGAGAAUGAGGAGUCUACAUAGGCAAAUGCGAUGCGGCUCGGGCGACGGCUGAACUGUGAUAGACCGUGGUCCAGAUCUUUUACGGUAACUGCCGUUCUUGCACCUUCGCCAAUGACCUCAACUUCCAAUUCUUCCGCUCCUUCCUUGAUUGGCUCAGUUUUCGAGCGCAAACCUUCAAUUCCAAAACCACCUUCAUCAUCGUCACAAUCAAGAUUCACCAGCACUUUGAACUCCAAGACCGGCUUUCCUCCUGUACAGCAUCGAUCCCAGAAGAGCAGCGCUUUUCUGAAGAACAUAGAAAAUCGCAGAAGAAAGCCAGAGCUUUCAUCUGAGAGAUCGACUCAGGUGCCGUCGAUUGUGCCACAAUCAGCGACUCCUGGCCCUGGACCAAGCACGAUACAAAGUCAAAAUCAGAAACAGAAUGGCGUAAGCUCUACAGACGAUUGGCGGUCGCACGUAAGUGCAGAAAAUGAAGCCACAGUACACGCGAUGACUGAAGAGGAAAGGGCAGCCGAAACACGAGAAAUACUGGAAAAAUUUGGACCCAGCGUGAGUGAGAUCUUACGGAGAGCAAGAGAGAAUAGGGAGAGGAAUAAAGAUGUGAAAUUUACUAGUCUGGAAGAAGUCCCAUUUACUUCAGAACGUGAACCGUUAGCUUCGCCCAUCGGGCUUCCCGGCUCUCAACUAGUAUCCUCCCUAUCUCGUUCGUCAUCCAGAGCCAGCACACGACCAAGCAGCCCAAACAGCCCGAGCAGAGCUUCACGUAAACUUAGAUUUGCAGAACUUGGACCAGAUCAAGUCCAUGUCUAUCCCUCUGCACCAUCAUCACCCAAGAAAGCGCUUCUAGCCUUACCUCCGCCUGACGAGGAUAGCAAUGCGGUAUCGUUGGGAACUUUCAAAGGCAGGAUGAAGCCAAUCGACCUCGAAGAUGCCACUGCUAGCCAGACCCAAGUCGAACAAGUCAAAGAGGAAGCCGCUGAGACCCAUGUUGAAGAGGGGACUGCCGAGAUCCAAGUCGAGCAAGUCGAAGAGGGAACCACUGAGAUUCAAGUCGAACAGAUCGAAAAGGGAACCGCUGAGACCCAAGUUGAACAAGUCGAAGAGGGAACUGCUGAGUACAUACGUCAAAAGUACUUCCCAUCCGCACCGGCGGACAAUCCUGACCUUGCUUGGAUGUCUUCUUCCCUUGACCCACCCUCUCUCGAGCAAACCCCAGACUUGCGCUUCGAUCUAAACGGAACACCUAUUCCCUCGUCCAAGAUCCUGUCUCUACCUACACAUCUAGGUUUACAUCAUCACGCAGAAGGCACACGAGCAGGAUACACCUUGGACGAUAUCUUUCUUCUUACAAGAUCAACUGUGCGUGCUCAGAGAGCUGCAAUGUUGGAGGUGCUUGUCGGAGUUACUAGAUGGCUUAGGACUAGUGGUACGAAAGAUGAUGUAGACGUAGAGGCUGCCAGAAAGUCGUUGCUGAACUUACCCAGCCCGGAAGGUUCGGGGAUUCCUCCGUUGCUCAAACGGAUUUUGUUUUCCGGGCUCGAGGCUCUACCGGAACGAGGGGCAGUCGGUGUAAGAGCCAUGGAUGUUGUCUGGGAGUGUGUUGUGGGUCAGACGAACGUUACAGAGGACCUCGGUGAUCUUGAAUUCGAAUCUGGAGGGAUGGAAGAGGGAAAGACGGACGAAGGAGUUCUCAUAACUGCUCUCCCCCUCGCAGACGUAUUGCCACAGUUCCUUAGUUUGCUUUUCAGUCCUCCGGAUAGCGAUCUUGGCGAUGAACGUCUAUCGACAUCGACCUUUAACCAACCUGAAUUUCAGUCGCUUAGGACAACUCCGGCACAACAACAAAUCUUGUCCAUUCUCACUCGCCUUGCGAGGUACUCCAACGCAUACGCAGAGACUAUCGUCCAAGAAAAGGGCUUAAUUGAAGGUCUACUGAGGGUGUUCAUUAUUCCUCCCGCUACAUCGACAUAUGCUUCAAUACCCGACCUAGCCACCGUCCGCCUUCUUACCAUUCUGGCUAGUGCGUCAAGAACGAACGCAGAGGCCCUCUGCCAAAAGAUCGGUGCUGGCGAUGUAUUACUCCGCUUUGUCGUUCUAUCUACGAACGACGACGUCCUUGUAGAAAUCAUGAUUUUCUACACCAUUCUGGCACGAUACGGGAUGUAUUCUCGUGUCGCGGCAGAUGCAAAGGAGGUCUGGUGGAAGAUUGGUGAUCAUGUCGUAGCGCUAAGCUCGUCGUAUUCACAAUCGAAUAUGCGCCUCGUCCGUGCUUACGUAGGUCUGAUUGAAGCGUGGCUAAUAUGUGCCACUGAUCCUCAUCGUACGACACCUAGCCAUGAGUUGCUGUGGAGCCAGGUGAAAAGCUGGGAGUGGGGAGCGGGAUUAGCGACUCUACUAACAAAAGUUUCUAGUCUUGCCGUGGAGAGGACGGGUACAGUGGAUAACAGAAUUAGAAUAGCUGUUUCCUCUGCUUCCCUCUGGCGCUCGUUAGGCGCUUACCUGGAAGGUGCAAAGGUUAACGGAAUCCGAGGUGGAGAAGGAGAAAGGACUGAAGUAGGCCUCGUAUUGAAACGAGUGUUUGACUCUGGCGCAGUUCAGACAUUCAGAAACCUCAUUGAAGAUCUCAAAACAAAACUAGAUACGGUGGGAACGGAAAUGAAAACCACGGUCGCUUCUAUAGAAAUAGCUUCGUUGGCUUCCAUAUUAUCUUCAGCGAUUCGACUAUGGCUGGGAUGUUGUCCACCAAGCCCCUCUGAUGGUUCACCGCCGUUCGAACUACCUUUUGCCGACAUAUCAGACCUUUGCGCAAUCCUCGUCCGACACGACUUGUGGCAUCAAAAUUUCAAUCCAUUACUCAUUCGUCCUCUUAGUACUCUUCUCGUCCUAUUCCUCCGGCUUUCUCCCCAUCUACCAGGUAGUCAUCUGGACCUAUGGUUGGCUCAGGCAUUUGGAGUGAUCAAAACCUUGCGGCGCGGUGAUGAGGAACAUGCCUUGCAAAUCAUAUCCCAAAUCCUUGAUAUGCUGACUUCGGAAUGGGCUGCACAAAGGGGCGGAGUCGGCGCUCCCGACUUCGUCUGGAAAGAAAAGGGCGGACUUAAAGCCGUCUUGAUACCUUUUUUGCGCUAUGAAAUAAGUCCUGAAAGAGAUCCGUACACAUAUGUUGCUCCUUUAAUCCCAAGUUCAAGAUCUAUUGGUAUGUGUACAACCCUCAGAAUUCCGUCUUCUUAUCCUAGAGAUGUCACUAUGGAAUGGCGGCCCCUGGGGCUUCCACUUCAUUCCGAUUGGACCCUGUCCCCUUUCAACCAUCUUCUGCGCUCAGGGAGCGACUAUUCAGUCUUCAAGCAGUCAGGAGCUUUGCCAGAUUCGUGGGAUGCUUCAGAAAUAGACGUAGUGAGAGCAGCUCUCGCGUUGGCAAUGGUAGAGCGGGAAGUUUUACAGAGGUUCGCUCCGUCGAUGAUCUCACUUGUAGGACCGAAGGAGGAAGACAUAAUUUUUGCUUGUAUGAAAGUGUUCAUGCUGGAGCAUGAUGUCGGGAAUGGGGACAGUAAAACUCAUUCUGAUGGGGAGGGUCUCCAAGAAGUUUUCAGAGAUGAAGUUGUAGCACGUCAAUUGCACGAAAUCCUGGAACCGUACACCGUCAAAGCCUUAUCCUCUAGUUCAACGUCAUAUGUCCCAUCGUCGAGAUCAUCUUCUGCCCCCCUCGAACUCGCCUCUCUUCCCCUUCUCGGCACUGCUGUGCCUUUUUAUCAAUUCUACACCGAUUUUCUCUCGCUGUAUGAUUCAAUAUCAUUCUCCCAUCCACUCUUCUCUCGGCUCCUUCUUCCACCGACAUCAAUGCUGUACGCUGCUGACUACAGGAAAUUGCUAUGGAACGACUACAGCCACGUUCUCCGAGGAAUCAGAGUCGAGGUAGACGACGUUAUCGCUGGUGCAGGGGGUAUUGAACAAUGGCUGUAUCCAGUGGAAACAGCUCCUGAUGUUUUGGGUGCAUAUCUCCGUGCCUUGAUUAAGUAUGGAGAAGGGGUUCAAGGAUUCUUGAGGUUGUUAGCGGUCCAUCAUGUUGCUGCAAACAUCUGGCCGGACUUCUACGUGGGUACUCAUAUCGAGGAGCUUGUGUUUGAUGAACGUCGGAGCAAACUACUUAGAGUAGUUGUUGAACAAGGUGGGAUGGAAGUUGUGAAAGAUGUGCUGAGAUAUCGACAAUCGCCUCAGUUACGCCGGAUACUGUGUUCCCCUGCAUGUUUCCAAGAAGUAGACGAGUCUUGCAAGAGACUUCGGUGCGAUUUAAUCGCAAACUGGAUUGGGGAGGGUACUUUAGAACGGGUCAGAGGUGUUUUCGAGAGAUGAGGGAAAAAUAUGUUUUCAAGGAAUACUAGCAGUGUCCGCGUCUAUUGUGUGCAACCUCCUGUCAUCUUGCUGUAACUUCUUUCACUUGCCUGCCAGCUCGGUGCUGUCACCGUGUAUCUACUAAGUUAGUAUUGGCCAUUAUCACCAACAUCCUUCUAUUGAACAGUGACUUGAUUGAUCUAGAUAAACUGCAAGACCGUUCUCCAUUUACUUCCAUGCACCGGAAUACAACCAUUACUGAUUUUCACAUGCCUCGUUGAGUGUAACAACAUUUCUGAUAUCCUGAUACGGGAGCUGCGGUUGUUGUAUCUAUCUCCUCCCAUGCAACCCGGAGUGGCAAACAUUCAUUUAAAUGUAUACAAAAUGCAGAGACUUUCUGU